CGGAUAAGAGAGAGAUGCAGAGGUCGAGGACGCAGAAGCGUCAGGUUCCGACUCUUUCAGACGAAAAGCAAGACCCGGAGGAUUAUCUCAAGAAACUGGGUGUAACUCGACACGUCCACCAUGCUCUAACUCAACUACUAGAGUCGAGGUCCGAUGAUCCAGUAGGUUUCUUGGUCACCUAUUUCAGUCAAGUCGUUGAGAGACCGUCUGUGGUCAAACGUGCACAGCAGGAGAUUGGGCUUGUGCACCAUGCUAGUCCUGGUUUUCAGCAGCAUGUCUUUAAUGCUUAUACAAUCAUGUGUAGCCAAGCGACUGUGAAGGCUGGUGGGCAUAGAGGCUCAAAGCAUCCAGGUCUAAUGGGUGGGCCUUUUUCGGAGCUGCUGCAACUUCUACUUACGAGCGUGCCCACUGUUUUUGCCAACAAGUUGAUGACUAAAAUUCAGUGCAGAGUUCACGAGGCUGUACAUUACAGCAUAUUCUGCCGAGGCGUGUUAUCAUGUCUCGUGCUGGAGGAUUUUCUACAGCAUUCAAAGUCGUUGUAUGAGAUGCUAGAUAUUUUUCAUGAAGGUAGAUGUGCUGCCGAUCGUCACCUGUGUGACGCAGUACUACAGCAGCUUACACUACAAAUAGACUCAGCAAGCACCAACCACGACACCACAAUACAAAAAAGAACAACAAAUUGCAUCAGAACUGCAAUGAAGCAAGUAGAGCAAAAGCGAACAGGGAAAAACGUUAUGCCUCAAGACGAAUUCACUGCUACGGCCGUGGAUGCUCUCUUGGACAAAAUCCGAGAAAUUAAGUGACGGCUGAGAUCGAGUUUUGAACAUUCUAGUCAAGAAAUGACUGUCGAUGUUUGAAUACGCGGGCGGUGCAGUCAUCCGAGCCAGUCACUACGACGUCGCCGUCUCUAGAACAGAUACAAUACA
Molecule: messenger RNA, 926 nt
Organism: Corticium candelabrum
Lineage: Eukaryota; Metazoa; Porifera; Homoscleromorpha; Homosclerophorida; Plakinidae
Product: tubulin polyglutamylase complex subunit 1-like
Exons: 10
Coding region: 15-803 (262 amino acids)
Biological process (GO): protein polyglutamylation
Molecular function (GO): microtubule binding
Source: RefSeq, a predicted model, not a curated record